Molecule: messenger RNA, 948 nt
Organism: Cryptomeria japonica (Japanese cedar)
Lineage: Eukaryota; Viridiplantae; Streptophyta; Pinopsida; Cupressales; Cupressaceae
Product: leucine-rich repeat receptor-like serine/threonine-protein kinase At2g14510
Exons: 3
Coding region: 1-948 (315 amino acids)
Source: RefSeq, a predicted model, not a curated record
AUGCAGAAGCCUAUUCUCUGUCUCACCGCCAACAUCCUUGUGCUCUUUGUCUCAGUUGCAGCUCAGCCAGGAUUCCUCAAUAUUGACUGUGGCGGGAGAAAGAAUUCGACAGACCCAGAGACGAAUAUUACCUGGAUUGUGGACGCCAACUAUGUAGAUGUUGGCCAAACAGUAAAUUUCUCUGUCCCAAAUACACCAUUCCACAUGCAAUCUAUGCGUCUUUUCCCAAAACCUCUAAAUAAGUCUUGUUACCGGCUGCCUGUGAAUCCGAACGUCAACUAUCUCUUAAGGCUUUGGUUUCUUUUUGAUUACUAUGAUCAAUCCACUAAUCUUCCGAGCUUUAAUGUCUCCUUCGAGACGGAAGGACUGCUUACUCAAAAGAUUCAGGCAAUUAAAUCUGCGCAAGAUAUAGAGUGGACAAGUGAAAAGAUCUUGAGGAGUCCUAACGGGGUUCUUUACGUUUGCUUGAUUCGAACUUCCGAUGACAGCGAUCCUUUCGUCUCUGCAAUCCAGUUGCGAAGUCUCUUGAGUGGGAUGUACGCUCUGUAUCCUCAGGAUGAAUUUGAUCGCUUUUGGACGACAGAAAAAGGUGUAGAUUUAGAUAACAACACUCUACCAAUAUUAUCCAGCCGUUCAGUGAAUUUCAACGAUAAAAAUAACAGCAGCAAUGUUCCUCCAACCUUUGUAUUGCAGUCAGCGCUAACUGUAAAACCCUCUACAGAGCCUUUGGUUUUCGGUCUGGAAAGGCAAUACAUUAAAAUUUUAGUUGUACUAUACUUUGCAGAGAUCGAGGUCCUAAAUUCUUCUGAAUAUAGAAAAUUCAAAAUUCUGAUAAAUAAUAUAGCAGUUAGCAAUAUAACCUUGGACGUGAAAAAUAAUAUUGUACAAGUGCCACUGACAUACGACAGAGGAGCAGGUAGAGUUUUCUCUGCAGACUAUCCAAGAUGA